Mauremys reevesii (Reeves's turtle) is the source of this 3639-nucleotide messenger RNA. RefSeq names its product nectin cell adhesion molecule 3 (gene NECTIN3). The transcript is spliced from 9 exons. The record is from RefSeq and is a predicted model, not a curated record. Gene Ontology annotation, biological process: symbiont entry into host cell; heterophilic cell-cell adhesion; homophilic cell-cell adhesion. Gene Ontology annotation, cellular component: adherens junction; apical junction complex. Lineage: Eukaryota; Metazoa; Chordata; Testudines; Geoemydidae. Bases 155 to 1666 code for a protein of 503 amino acids.
GCGGGGUGGUGCGGCCCGUUCCGAGGAGGGCGCUGCGCCUCCCCGCUCAGUGACACACAGACCCGGCGCGGGGAGGCGGUGGCGGCUGGUCGGGGGAGCGGGGCGGGCUGGGAUCGUAGCGGCGGCGGUGGCGGCUGGGAGCCGAGUCCGGAGCAUGGCGGGGACCGCGGCGGCCGCUCCUCCCACCCGCGGGGAACUUUCCGCUGCCGCCGCGGAUGCUGCCUCCUCCCCUCCGCGGCGGCCCCCGGCGCUGCCCGGCCCGGGGCUGCUGGGGCUGGGGCUGCUGCUCUGCUGCGGUGCCUUUGCUGGACCAGUUGUUGAUCCACAUGUAACAGCAGUUUGGGGGAAGAAUGUCACGCUGAAAUGCAUAAUUGAAAUAAAUGAAACAAUAACACAAAUCUCAUGGGAGAAGAUACAUGGUAAAAGUACACAGACCAUUGCUGUUCAUCAUCCUGAAUAUGGGUUUUCUGUUCAAGGAGAAUACCAAGGAAGAGUGUCAUUUAAGAACUACUCACUUACUGAUGCAACUAUCAUCCUAAACAAUAUAAGCUUCUCUGAUUCAGGAGAAUAUGUAUGCAAAGCAGUUACAUUCCCACUAGGAAAUGCUCAGUCAUCAACAACUGUAACUGUAUUGGUUGAACCCAUUGUGAGCCUAACAAAGGGACCAAACUCUUUAAUAGAUGGUGAAAAUCAGACAAUAGCAGCCAUUUGUACAGCAGCCACUGGAAAACCUGCUGCAGAUGUUGAUUGGGAAGGAGAUCUUGGAGAAAUGGAAUCCAGUUCUACUUUAUUUCCAAAUGAAACCGUGACAGUUGUCAGUCAGUACAAACUCAUACCCACCAAAUUUGCUAGAGGAAGACGCAUAACUUGUGUUGUGAGGCAUCCAGCUUUGGAGAAGGAGAUGAGAUAUCCUUACACAUUGGACAUACUAUAUGCCCCUGAAGUUUCAGUAACUGGGUAUGAUGGAAACUGGUUCAUUGGAAGAGAACAUGUUCAGCUCCGGUGUAAUGCUGAUGCAAAUCCACUGCCCAUGGAAUUUACAUGGACCAGGUUGGAUGGGCAAUGGCCUGAAGGUUUAAUGUCUUCAAAUAAUACUCUGCAUUUCAACAAUCCAUUGACUUACAAUUAUACUGGGACUUAUGUCUGUAAGGUGACCAAUUCCCUUGGACAAAGAAGUGAUCAAAAGACGAUCUACAUAUUAGAUGUGCCAUUUAAACAGACAUCUUCUGUAGCUGUAGCGGGGGCUGUAAUUGGAGCAGUUCUUGCUCUGUUUAUCAUUACCAUCUUUGUGACAGUGCUAUUGACUCCAAAGAAAAAAAGGCCAUCCUACCUUGACAAAGUGAUUGAUCUUCCACCCACACACAAACCACCACCUUCAUAUGAGGAAAGGGCACUCUCUGUAUCUCAGAAAGAUGUCAUUCUUCAGAGAGAACGCUUCCCUUUGCAAAGCCAAUACAGGGAGAGAGAAGCUGGAAAUUUGCAGAACAUAAAAGCAGUAAAUGGCAGGCAACUUAAUUACGAAGAUGAAAAUCCAUUGGGCCAAGAAAACCUUCAGCAGAUGUACCCAGUUCACAAGCAGAUAAGUUACAAAGAUUGGAGCAGCAAAUACCAUCAAAACCCAGGAACUGGAAGAAUCUACAUUAAUCCUAGAGAACACUACGUGUGAUCACUUCCCCUGCUGUGAAUUUUUAUACAGAAUAAAUUGGUGUUAGAUAACUUAAAAUUUUGAAAAGUCUGCAAGCUUAGCGCUUGUUGAUUAUAAGACAAGUACGUAUCCUGUUGUCUUUUAACAGUGUCUAAAGAAGUAGGUACAGAGCCAAGUAAUACUCUUUUUUUGUAUGUGGUGAGAGCUGGUGAGAAAUAGGUAGGCAGAAAAGAUGCACAUUUCUGGAACAACUGUUGCAUUUAUGACUUUGAUUGCGGAUUUACUUUUUCAGUAGCACAGUGCUUAUCUGUAUUGUACUGUUAAAAUUCCAGUGUGUGUGGAUAGCUGAAGGGAUCCUUCAGAAGAAGACUCAUCUGCCUGUCUUUAUCUCACCAGAUUUAAGAAAUGCCAGCCCAUUCAUCUGUAACUCAAAUGUGCGUAAAAUGAAUUUAGAAUCUACUUCCCUAAUUCUUUCUUAAGGAUUUCUCUCUCCCUCUUCCCUCUCGCCCACCCCUGAAGUUGAUAUGCUUAAUAAAAUUACAAUUUUGUGUACAAAAAAAAUGAGGUACGAACUGGAGGGAAAAUGUACAUCCUUUGUGUAAAAUGAGAAAUUUGUGUCUUUGGGGUUUUGUUUAAUCUUUUAAGACACUUUAGAAGCAUCUCCACUGGUAAAUUAAUUUGACUGAGAUACCGACGGUACUUGACCACAGCUUCUAAUUCCCUCCCCCAUUACAUCUAUUCCCCAUUCUAAUAAACAGUCAGGUGCUGGUCUGUUACUGUGCUUUCUGGACCAAUACUGCCUGCCUACUCACAUUAUAACUGUUGGUUCAAUUCUUUUCUGCCACGAGUCUCAGGUCCCAUGUUUGUUUGUUCUUUCUUCAUUUAGCUGCCAGUUCACACCUCCCCAGACUCAAUCUUCCAAACCUAGCUGCUAGAAUCAGAUCAUACCUGUUUCUUAUCUGGUUUAAGUCAUUCCCACAAGCUCAACAUGUGCACCCCCAUCUUGCCUACUCAGAUACCUCCAGCCACCAAGACAUAAUUCUCAGUGGUCUAGCAAUAAAGUAAACAGGAGCUGUGGGUGCUAGGUACAGAAGAAAAACAAUCUACCUGUUUGCUAGGGCAAUGUCUACUCCAUAGUUGGCUGACAAAAUAAAUUCCUUCUUGUGACAAUACAUAGAGCUUUUCCAAUGGUAGCAAUGGGGGUGGAGGGAAGAGCUUCACUUAGCUGCGAGCAAGUUUAAUGGUGUCUUCUAACCCUGAUCAGAGCAAGUGGAAGCAAUAGUGUUGUGAAAUAGCUAGUGAAUGUGAAUGGCUUGCCGAAGCUAGUACACUGGACCCUUGCUAGAACGUGCAUCUAUAUAGUGCGAAUUCAUAUAUAACACGGUUGCAGCCAUGGAUCCCAAAUUUAAUUACUUUAAUUGAGAUUCAUUUUAACGCAGUCCCCAUGUUAAUGCAAUACUGUGCAUGGAUCCCAAAUCCCGCGUUCUAGCGAGGAUCCGGUGUAAUAACACAGUGUUCUUGAUGAGUACAAGUAAUUUUCCUGUCAGUUAAAGAACCUGCACAGACAGGCCUGUGUGGUCAAUUUGAAAAAAAAAAUUAUUAGUCUAAUUUAACAGGGCAAAAAAUGGGACACUGAGUACAGAUGAUUUUAAAGACUUUAACUUGGAUACUAGGGUAUAAAGGAGAAUGAGUAUUCUAGAAUACAGAGGAAGUGUCUCAAUAGACACUAGACAGUUUAUUCUGUAGCUGACUUUACUAGGACAUUUGAAAAGAGUAAAUGAAAAUCCCACUGAGCAUUUAUCCACUCAAGCUAAUUUUCAUUCGAAGUGUGCAUGCUCGUCUCAGACAAGGGUUUUAUUGCUGAUUUUGUAGACAGUCAAAGAUACUGAAGUAUUUUGUAGCUGCUGUAUUAGCAAAUCAUAAGUAUGACACAGAAUCGUAGGCAUGUAUUGUCUGUCCCUAAAAUUGUGACUAGUGAAUCAUCUAAAACAUGA